AUGCCGUCCAUCUUGGCGCUGGCACGUCGCGCUGUAGUGCGGCCGCUCGGCCUUUACGUUGCCAAGUUGACUUAUUACACGACCGCCGCCGUCGCAACGCCUCGCCUCCCAGGCGUCAUCGAGCCGUCGGCGCAGGAGCUCGCCAACAAGCGUCUCGACGCGCGCAACCUCGAGAAAGCCGUCCGCCACGUCCAUCGCGAUGGGCUCGUCGUGGUUAAUGGGCUUGCCCCCCACGCCGAGCUGGACACGCUCAACGCCCGGAUGGUCGAGGACGCGCUCGUGCUGCAGGCCCGUGGCGAGAAGGGCCCGUUCAACUACAACCAGGGCAACUUGCAGCUGGACGCGCCGCCCGUGUCCGAGUUUUUCUUUCCGUCCAUCUUUGCCAACAGCAUCGCCACGCAAAUCACCUCGUCUGUCCUUGGACCGCGUCCGCAAUGGACCUUUUGCUCGGCCAACGCCGCCAUGCCCCCGCCGCUGCCGUCCGGCGCGUCUGCGCAGAGACAGCCCGUCCACGCGGACGCCGACUUCGCGUUCCCGUCGCACCCGUUUGCGCUCGUCGUCAACGUGCCGCUCGUCGCCAUGGAUGCGCGGAAUGGCUCCACAGAGGUUUGGCUCGGGACGCACACGCAAGACGCGUCCGCGCAGGAAGGCGCCCACGGCGAGCGAGCGAGCGGGCGCAUCAAAGAGUCGUUGCUGAGGGACGGUGGCUUUGAGCCGGUGCAGCCGAGCGUUGACAAGGGCGCGGUGGUGAUUCGCGAUCUGAGGCUGUGGCAUGCGGGGAUGCCGAACUGGUCGGCGGAUGUGCGCAUCAUGUUGGCCAUGAUUCACUUUGCGCCGUGGUAUAGGAACCGCAUGAGGCUGGAGCUGAGCGAGGACGUAAAGCCCCUCCUCGAGCAGUUGGAGACGAGAGGCGAGUUGGGGCUUGAGGUGCCCGUGGACUGGGUGACACGGGAGGAGGCGUUGGGGAGAUAUAUGAAUCGCGGCUUUGGGAAUAGCUAUGACUUUGAUCAGGAGGCCUAGGUAUGUCAAAGCACGAUAGAUACAUCAAUAUGAUGGCACUCUCAAG
Molecule: messenger RNA, 1066 nt
Organism: Purpureocillium takamizusanense
Lineage: Eukaryota; Fungi; Ascomycota; Sordariomycetes; Hypocreales; Ophiocordycipitaceae
Exons: 2
Coding region: 1-1020 (339 amino acids)
Source: RefSeq, a predicted model, not a curated record